Vigna angularis (adzuki bean) is the source of this 2829-nucleotide messenger RNA. RefSeq lists its product as uncharacterized. The transcript is spliced from 2 exons. The record is from RefSeq and is a predicted model, not a curated record. NCBI's taxonomy places the organism in Eukaryota, Viridiplantae, Streptophyta, Magnoliopsida, Fabales, Fabaceae. Bases 1 to 2829 code for a protein of 942 amino acids.
AUGGAUCAAGUUCCACCAAAUCGUUCAUGGAUGUACGAUAGGUGUUAUAGAGGAAGAGGUGCGUUGAAAGAGUCAUUUGUUUUGGGUGUUGAAGAGUUUAUAAUUAAAGCUUGUGAACAAGACCGUUAUCAAAGAGAUGGGGGGCUUCGAUGUCCAUGUUCAAAGUGCGAUUGUACAAAGAUUUUGAACGAAAGAGUUGUGAAGGUUCACCUGUAUAAAAACGGUUUCAAGCCUAAUUAUUUCAUUUGGGAGGAUCACGGGGAAACCAUGCAAGAAGCUGAUUUAGAUAAUGAUGUCACUUUCAGGGGUGUGGAGACAGAAGGUGAACCAAAUGAACAAGUUAUCACGAUGGAAGACAUGGUCCAUGAUGCUCUCAUACAAAGACAACCCUUCCAAGCAUCAAAUUCUUCUAACAUAGAAGAGGCUCCAAAUGAAGAAACUCAAAGGUUUUAUAACCUUUUGUUGGAGGCAAAUACGCCUUUGUAUGAAGGAGCAUCAGACUCCAAAUUAUCAAUGUGUGUGAGGCUUUUAGCUUGCAAGUCGAAUUGGAAUAUUCCUAACCAAUGCAUAGAUUUUUUUGCAAAAAUGCUUUUGGAUGUAACACCACACAAAUGUGGUUUACCGAAAACUUACUACGAUGCAAAAAAGAUAGUGUCGAAGCUGGGAUUACAGUCGCAGAGGAUUGAUUGUUGUGUGGAUGGUUGCAUGCUAUUCUAUGAUAAUGAGUAUGGUAAGAUGGAUGGAGCGUUAGUUGAAUGCAAAUUUUGUGGGAAGCCAAGGUAUCAACAACACAAGACAGGAGCAAGUUCAAAAAAAAAAGUUCCCGUUAAAUCCAUGUUCUAUUUGCCAAUAAUUCCAAGACUUCAAAGAAUGUAUGCCUCAAAAGAAACUGCAACAGAAAUGACAUGGCACCAUCACAACAAGUCGUCAAAUGGUGUUUUGCGUCAUCCAUGUGAUGGAGAGGCGUGGAGGCACUUUGAUAGAGUACAUCGUGAUUUUUCCAUUGAGCCACGCAAUGUUCGACUUGGUUUAUGCUCCGAUGGUUUUAAUCCAUAUGUGCAGGCAUCAUCUAUACCAUAUUCGUGUUGGCCAGUAAUUGUCACGCCGUACAACCUGCCUCCAGAAAUGUGCAUGUCUAAACCCUACAUGUUUUUGACUUGUCUCAUUCCGGGACCAUUCAAUCCAAAAGUACGCAUUGAUGUAUACCUAGAGCCCUUGAUAGAUGACUUGAAAAAGUUGUGGAGUGGUGUCAUAACAUACGAUAUUUCAAGGCGACAAAACUUUAUCAUGAGGGCAAUGCUAAUGUGGACAAUUAAUGAUUUUCCUGCUUAUGGUAUGCUGUCUGGAUGGAGCACCCAUGGUAAAUUGGCUUGUCCACAUUGCAUGGAGCAUUCAAAGGCUUUUAGAUUAUAUAAUGGGCGAAAAAAUUCGUGGUUUGACUCCCAUCGGAGGUUUUUACCAAAUGACCAUGCCUUUAGGAGAAAUAAGAAUGCUUUCAAAAAGGGGGAAGUGGACAUGGAAGACGUGCCACCAUAUUUGACGGGAACAGAAGUUUGGAAUAGAGUUAAUGGUUAUCCUAAAGUAACUGAAAAUGGUGCACCAAGAAUAGAUGGAUACGGUGAGUGGCAUAAUUGGACGAAAAAAAACAUCUUUUGGGAUCUACCAUAUUGGAAGGAUAAUUUGUUAAGGCAUAAUCUUGAUUUCAUGCAUAUUGAGAAGAAUUUUUUUGACAACAUUUUUAAUACUGUGAUGAAUGUCAGUGGAAAGUCAAAAGACAAUGAAAAGGCCCGAAUGGAUUUAAGCUUGUAUUGUAAACGAAAAGACUUGGAGCUCAAAACUCAUACAAAUGGAAAGAUGUACAAGCCAAAAGCUAAUUAUACACUUUCAGUAGACCAAUCAAAACAGGUCUGUCAGUGGUUGAAAGAUCUUAGGAUGCCUGACGGAUAUUCUUCUAACUUGUCAAGGUGUGUUGAUGUGAAUAGGGGAAAGGUCAUUGGGAUGAAAAGUCAUGACUGCCAUGUGUUUAUGGAAUGCUUACUUCCUAUAGCGUUUAGUUCUUUACCGACUCAUGUUCUCAAUCCCAUUACAGAAGUUCAUAACGAUCCUUUAAGUGUCAGAAACCAACAUCUUAGAGAUUUAUCACUUGGUCCUUUAAGAUGUGUGAAGGAAUGGCAUACCUACUUUGUCAAUGGAUAUAAAUUUCAUACCCAUGCAUGGAGCCAGGGCAAGAAGACUAUAAAUAGUGGGGUUCAUGUUAAAGGCCUUACAGAAGGGGGUGAAGAUGAUUUCUAUGGUGUCAUUAAGCACAUAUAUGAGCUCGAGUAUAAUACCUCAACCAUUGAAAAGAAGGUUGUAUUAUUUUAUUGUGAUUGGUUUGAUCCAUCAAGAAUAGGGAUAAGAGUGGAUUCAAAGUAUGGCACUGUGGAUAUUCGAAUGGAUAAAAGAUAUAACUUGUUUGAUCCUUUUAUAAUUGCACAUAAUGUAGAACAAGUGUAUUAUGUACCAUAUCCUGCAUCGCGCACCGACAAACGGGGUUGGUGUGUUGCAAUAAAGACCAAACCUAGAGGUCGUAUAGACUCUAAUGAGGUAGAUGCCAUUGAGCCAUACCAAGCGGAGGAAAUGUCACAUGUUAAUGACAUCAUUCAAGUUGAAGAAGUUAUCCGAUUGCAAGAUAUAGAAGCCGGUCUUGAAGAAGUGGACCCCAACAAUGUACCAUCAGUUCAACGCUAUAUGGAUGAAGAAACAAGUGAAUCGGAAGAAGAAUGCAGUGAAGAGGGACAAAGUGAAGAUGAGGAUGAAGAUUCAUUUCACAGUUCUAGCAGUGAAUAG